CCAAAAUCUAGUGAUAACCUAGUACAAGCGGCAUACAAAUAUAUCUCAAAUUUUAAUUUAAUUAUAAUGAAUUCAAGUAUUAGAAAUUGUUGCCUUAGUUUUCCUGUGGGUAUUUAUACAAAUACUAUAAAUAUUUGAAAUCGUCGAAAAUUUUUACAUUUUCUCUGUUCAGUUUCAAUUUUUAUUUGAACUAUUGUUUCACGUAAAAGAAGUUUAAUAAAGUUAUUAAAAAAUGUCUGGAUUUGAAACUAGAAAUGAUGGACCUGGAUUUGUUGGCAUACGAUUUUGUCAAGAAUGGUAUUUUAUGUCAAACUUUUAUCGAUAUUAAGUAACAGUUCCAACAAUAUGCUAUAUCCAAAAGAAGAUAAAGAACAUAAGGUUUUACUGUAUGCUUGUCGCAAUUGUGAUCACAGGCAAAUGGCAGAUAGCAAUUGUAUAUAUGUUAAUAAAAUUAUGCAUGAAAUUAAUGAACUUACACAUAUUGUAUCAGAUGUAACAUCUGAUCCCACUUUGCCAAGAUCUGAAGAUCAUCCUUGCCCAAAAUGUAAACAUCGAGAAUCUGUAUUUUUCCAAGCUCAAACUAGACGUGCUGAGGAAGAAAUGAGGCUGUAUUAUGUUUGUACUAAUCCUCAUUGUAUUCAUCGUUGGACAGAAUCUUCAAUUUAAUUAGAAUUAAAUAAAAUUAAAUAAAUAACAAACCCUUAAAUAAUUUAUAUUUUUAACAACAUCCUCUUAUUUCAUAUGUAAUGUUUAUAAAUUAAGCCAAAAUUUUUUUAUAUAAUAGACAUUGUACUACAUGUAUAAUUUAAAAAUUUAGAUCAAAUAUUUUGUUUAAUUAAACAUUUUUGAGCAGCAA
Messenger RNA from Daktulosphaira vitifoliae (grape phylloxera), 856 nucleotides. RefSeq names its product DNA-directed RNA polymerase II subunit RPB9 (gene RpII15). The coding region runs from base 295 to 666 and encodes 123 amino acids. Gene Ontology annotation, cellular component: RNA polymerase II, core complex. The record is from RefSeq and is a predicted model, not a curated record. Gene Ontology annotation, molecular function: DNA-directed RNA polymerase activity; nucleic acid binding; zinc ion binding. Gene Ontology annotation, biological process: maintenance of transcriptional fidelity during transcription elongation by RNA polymerase II; DNA-templated transcription; transcription initiation at RNA polymerase II promoter. Lineage: Eukaryota; Metazoa; Arthropoda; Insecta; Hemiptera; Phylloxeridae. The transcript has 5 exons.